Molecule: messenger RNA, 7091 nt
Organism: Ostrea edulis (European flat oyster)
Lineage: Eukaryota; Metazoa; Mollusca; Bivalvia; Ostreida; Ostreidae
Product: membrane-associated guanylate kinase, WW and PDZ domain-containing protein 1-like
Exons: 24
Coding region: 322-4677 (1451 amino acids)
Biological process (GO): signal transduction
Cellular component (GO): cytoplasm
Molecular function (GO): protein binding
Source: RefSeq, a predicted model, not a curated record
UGGCAUCUUGCGCAUGCGCUCUUCAUUGUAUACUUCGUAAUGUUUUGAAUGUAGGGCGGAAGAUUAAGUGAUUUUUGGGCCCUUACCUGUCAUAUUUUGCCCUUUUCCACAGGAGUUGUGGAUUUUUGUUAUAUACUUUAUGUUUCUGUGUUGCUUGUUACGCCAUUUAUUGUGAGAAAUAUGUAAUAUUUAAAUGCGAAACUUUGGGACGAUGUACCCCCUCUGCAGAAUUCAUGGAGAAAAUCCGAGUGGGAGCUGUCAAAGGUAUUUCAGCUUGUUAUGAUGGAUAUGCACCUGGAAAACAAUUGUGCAUACUGAAUAAUGUCAUAUCCGAAUUCCAACGCCUACACGAACAAGCCUCCUCCCUUAGCAAUACCCCCGAAAUUACGGAGAGAACAGAAGCACUGGUCACAGAGAGUGAAUGAGACUGUCGUGUCAACUAGCCCAGAGGAUGGCCUGGGAAUCACGCUGUCCGGCGGGGCGGAUAACGGACAAUUCGUGUGGAUAGAGACCAUUAAGGCUGACCAGCUUACAUAUCACAGUGGCAAACUUUAUAUUGAUGAUUUAAUUCUUGAAAUUCAAGGACAAAAAAUUGCAGGAUAUACAUUGAGGGAUGCCAAUAUUUGGUUAAAACAGGUCAGCCAGAAUGGUGCACCUGUUAUGAUUAAAAGCAUUAAGAUAGGUUUACUGCCAAAAGAAUUACGACAGUUUUUGACUUCCAGAUUUCCAAAGGGUUCUGUGGAUCAUGAACUGCAGCAAACUAUUCGUGAUAACUUGUAUCUGAGAACUGUACCUUGUACAACUAGGCAGCCUAGACCGGGAGAAGUCAAUGGAGUGGACUACACGUUUUUAUCAAUGGAGGAGUUUAAUCAGUUAGAGAGGAGUGGCUGUCUGUUGGAGAGUGGUUUGUAUGAUGGAAACCAUUACGGCACUCCAAAACCGCCCAGUGAACCAAAGGGUCCAAACCUUCGGAGGUCCACUUCAAUGGGAACAGCAUUACCCAACUCCGGCGAUAACAAACGUCGGCGGAACCGAAGCAAUACUGAGGGUGGCUCAGCCCGUUCCUCGCCUGUAUCAUUCCAGUAUGAUGGGGAGCGUAAAAAGUCCAUGGACAGGAUGCAGGUGGAUGCCUCAUUAGGUUCUCUACCUCAGAACUGGGAGAAGGCCUUUACAGAGGAAGGAAUUCCUUACUUCAUAGAUCAUACCUCAGAAACCACACAUUGGUUGGAUCCUCGUCUCUCAAAGCUUCAGAAACAACAGGCCGGGGACUGUAAUGAUGAUGGUACUCCUACACAACCGCUCUACAAACGAACAGAGCUUCCAUUUGGUUGGGAGAAAGUGGAAGACCCCCACUAUGGGACUUAUUACAUAGAUCAUGUAAACAGAAGAACUCAGUAUGAGAAUCCUGUAACACAGGCCAAACGGCAAAAUCAGGGCACUGAUGUGAACAGCACACUACCUCGAACCAAAAAGAGCCAAGAAAACACUACCAAACGUUCCAUCAGCGACAACAACAUGAACGGCCGAGCUCCACCUGAGUACCAUCAGCUGGGCAGGGUGAACAGAAAACGAGAGAGAAGGGUGUUUACCAAGAACCCUGCAGAGUUGAAAGGGGAGGUAAUUGCUACAACUCUAGUGAAAAGUGUCCGGGGUUUUGGUUUCACCAUCAUCGGUGGAGAUCACACGGAUGAAGAGUUUUUACAAAUCAAAAAAGUGGUAGAAAAUGGACCAGCACAUAUUGAUGGCACCUUACAAACAGGUGAUGUUUUGGUCAAUGUCUGUGAUCGUUGUGUAUUAGGAUAUUCCCAUCAGGAUAUUGUCAAUCUGUUUCAAACAAUCCCCGCUGGACAGACUGUCACAUUGACUGUGUGUCGAGGUUACCCCUUGCCAUUUGACCCCGAUGACCCUAACACAGAGAUUAUUGUGACGGUAGCUGUGAACCUUCCCAAUGACUCUAACGUCAGUCAACCCCCACCAAGUUACUCGUAUUUCCAAGAAACUCAUGGCAUUCAGGACCCACACAAUACGUCAGCUAAGAGCAUGAAAUCUCUGCCGGAUUUAACACGAUCAGCUAACAUACCUUUGAAUCCAAGUUCAUAUAGUCAUCCUAAUGGAAACGGAGAUGCACCUGAUGUCCUGGGCAUUCAGAAACCGGAAAUUCUGACUAUUAAUAUUGUGAGAGGGGAGAUGGGGUUUGGAUUUACGAUAGCAGACAGUGUGUACGGGCAGAAAGUGAAACAAAUACUGGAUAAGCCUCGAUGUAAGAACCUUCAGGAGGGGGACAUACUGCAGAAGAUUAAUGACACGAAUGUACAGGAGAUGGCGCAUUCGGACAUUGUACAUGUGUUAAAGGGAUGUCCGAAAAAUGAAGAGUCUAGAAUUGUGGUUCAGAGAGGAGGAUUUCCACCAAAAAUGAAGAAAGCUUCACGAUCAUCACCUCGAUCAAUGGAGGAUAACAAAACAAACAAUGCAUCAGACACAAGUUUCAGCAGCAGCAACCAGCCAGGACAUUAUUUCUUUGAAAAUCAUUCCCACAGUGCAGAUAAGCGUGAUGCUUUUGAUGGUGUGGAACCACCCCCUCGUCCUAAAACACCGUCCUCAGAAUCUCGACCCAAAACUCCUACUUAUUUUGAAAAUCGCCCAAAAACACCAACAAGGAACACAGGAAUGUUUGUGAAUGACCAACGAGGAAAACCUCCAGUUGCUAGGCCACCACCUAGGAAUGACGAUUAUGGUAAAAAUUCAGCCAAUCAGGAUCUAAAUAUCAGUCAUGGAUCGUCAGAAUUUUACCUACCAUCAGGAAAUAAUGAUAUGUCCCGCCCUCCAACAGGAUCAAGAUUCGACCCAAGGUCUGAUCAUAGACCCUAUGGUAGAUUUCAUGAUUCAGGGAAUAGUCGAAGUAAUUUUCAUGAUAGAGACAGAGAAGGGGCAAAACCUGGGAUGUUCCGGAGUCGCACCCCAGGGCCUGAAAUGAUUAACAGGGGGUCAGAAUAUAGAAAUGAAUUUCAGAGACCAAAAACUCCCACUGCUCAUGAUAUGAGAAGCAAGACUCCCUUACCUGGUCAUAGCUAUGGGUAUUCAAACUCAAACCAUGAUUUUGGUGGUGGACAUUAUCAAAAUGUUGUGAAUGGACGAACAGGAUAUGGAAACAAUCAAAGGUCAUGGGGUCAGAAUCCAAAUUUACCAACAUCCCCUCCACCAUUACGGCGAGGGGACACAGUGAGUAGGAACAAUGUGAACAAUAUGUCUCAGUGGACUGGAGGAUUUCCACCUCCUCGACAGAGCACAUCUUUUGAGGACGUAAAUCCCUCCCCAAGUAACAUCACACAGGUUCCCAAACGCAUGCAGUCUCAUGCAUCACUCGGUGGAGCAGGACAAUCCAGAUUUGGAACCAGGUUCCCUGAAACGGAUGAUCCAAUUCGUAGCAUGGAAUUUACCAUCACACUACAGAAACAAGAGGCAGGCUUUGGUUUUCGAAUUAUUGGAGGUACAGAGGAGGGCUCUCAGGUGUCUGUUGGCCAUAUUGUACCUGACGGUUCAGCUGAUCUAGAUAGUCGUCUACGAACAGGCGAUGAGAUCACACAUGUUGAUGGGCAGACUGUCAUUAAUUCCUCACAUCAUAGGGUGGUGACCUUGAUGACCCAGGCUGGUCAUAGAGGCCAUGUGACUCUGGGGGUCAGGAGGCGGGUGUUUGGAGAUUCUGGCUAUCUAUCCUUAGGACACUCAGAGAUCUAUCCAUAUGAUGUCCUGGUCACACGACGAGAAACAGAGGGCUUUGGAUUCGUCAUCAUCUCCUCCAUAUCUAAGAUGGGCUCCGUGAUAGGUGAGUGCAUCGACCGAGUCAAUGACUGGUUAGAUAGGAAAUCUCUCUAUCCAUGGAUUGGUAAGAUCAUCGAAAACAGUCCAGCAGAGCGGUGUGGCAGGCUACACAUUGGAGACAGAAUUCUAGCCGUGAAUGGGGUGGACAUCUCACACAUGCAUCAUGAAGACAUUGUUAAUCUCAUCAAGGAUUCCGGGUAUUCUGUUACCCUGACAGUGGGGCCUCCCAUUGAUGAUGCUACAAGUAAUUCAUCAAAUUCUCAGAAGAGUCCUCAAGGUUCAAUGGUGAAUGCCAUGGCUUAUCCAGCAGUGCCAGACAGUGAACUAAGAAGGUUCCCGCCCCCACCCUCCCCGGCAGACAGGGGCUACAAGGACACCAAUAAACAUCACCUUUUCUCCAAACAUUCGGGUAUAGACGAAGGAGAGUACUACGUGGAACUGCCAAGAGGCUCGCGGGGGUUUGGAUUCUCAAUACGAGGAGGGCAGGAAUUUAACUGCAUGCCUUUGUUUGUUUUGAGGAUUGCAGAAGGAGGAUCCGCUGAUGUGGAUGGAAGACUCAGGGUGGGUGACCAGAUACUAGAAAUCAAUGGCUACAAAACAGACAGCAUGACACACUCGGAUGCUAUUGACAUCAUUCAGAAUGGAGGCCAAACAGUGCGUCUGCUAGUCAGGAGAACGGGAAAACUACCACCAGCAUUUGACUCUAGUCCAAUGGCGAGUGGAUACUCACCAUCAAACAAUGUACCAAUGACAAAUGGUCCUAUAGGUCAAAGUUCACCAUAUUUGGGUCGUCGCAACAUUGACAUGAGAGAACCGAACUAUUUCGGUUACCAGGGGAGUCGGCAGUACUCUGGUUAAAGAUCAAGAAAUGGAAAUACUUAUGGUUCCAAACCAAUAAACAAAGGAUGGCAGGGAAAAAGGACAAAGUAGAAUGUUGACUUUGCACCACAUCGGUGAAAUGUGAGAUUCUGAAGUGUGAUACAUGGUUUGAUAUUACUGUCAUGUGAUAUUCCGUAGAUUGAUUUAGUGGAUAAAAGUCUGCUGAGAUACGUAACUGUGUAUGAGGAAGAUUUCGCAUUUUUUAUACAGUUCUUUCAUAUUCUAAUGUUGACUGUACAUCCGUGUACUAGCAUUGUUGAUUAACAUGACACGUUCAUUACAUAAAUCAAAUUCCAGUUUGCAUUUGCAUUGUAAUGAAAGAACACAUAACAUAAAUCAAGCGUGCUAAAUAUCGAGAAUGACAACCCCCUAACAUCAAGGCAAUUUUUGAUAGCAUUAUCUCCAGGGUUACUGAUGGUAAUUAACUUUUUAUGGUCACCAUUUUUUAUUGUAUGAGCAAUGUCUAUUUAGAGUACCUAAAUGUAUUUUAAAAUGUCAUGUGAGGAGACAAUGAAUGGGCAUAUUAAAAGCAAUACCCCUUGUAAUCUAGUGCUGUUUGCUGUAUAUUUACAAUCUUGGUUUUCUCUUGCGUGUAUUGUGGCGUAUUUGGAAAUGAUUUCGUGAAACCAUGUAAUUUACCCAUUCUUUAAUUGAAAUAUUGUUAAUUGCAUUUCUGUGGUAUUUGCAAAAAGAGUACUGACUCGAACCCAGUGUGCAGUGGUCAGUUUAGGUUGUUAAUACUUGUAUAGCCUACAUGUGUACUAAUCACAAAGUUGUGAAUGUAAAUCUACCUAAUUAACACAAAAUGGGGCCAGUUUAACUAUGUGCAAAUUAAAAGGUGGAAUCUGUGAUGCUUUUCCUAAUUUCUAAACAUAUCAAUUUAUACAUGUAUUUGAAAGUAAAUUAUUCUCCAGUAUGCAAAGCUCUUUCUUCAAGAUUGGCAAUUCAGAUAUUUCUCUCUUAAAUAUUUUAAAUGUAAUUGCUUUCAAUAUACAUUUUAUACAAUUGAUAUUGUGAAAGUCUAUUUUUUUUUUUUUUGUUUUUUUUUUUUUGGUGACUUAGAAUUGAACUUUUAGAUAGUUGUUUUGCCGUUCCUAGAACACUUUUUUGUUUGCUGCUGAUUUCCGUUUCGCAAUAAUUUCCUUUUAUUACAGUCAGUUGUUGUAUGGACCUUCUGAAGGUGUGUUGUAUUUAUCUCAGAAGUUUGCUCUGACACCAAAUCAAGUAGUGUUUCUACAUACACGAAUUUAUAUAUUUUAUAUUUUUAAAAUGCAAUCUUAUUAUAGAUUUGGAAUUAACUUAAAUGUGCAUCGUGUUGGUGGCGUACACGAGAUAUUGUUUACAAGAUUUUUAAGAGUUAUUGGAGAUAUAACAUACAUAUAUUUUAUAAAACAUGCAAUUUCAAACCACACCCAGAUGGGGUUUGACAUCUGAAAUAUACACCCACUUCAUAUUUUUUUCCUUGCUGCAUGUAAUUCAUACAAGUAUGAAUUUCUGUUGAAUUAAUCUAUGCUGCAAAGUCUACAGCAUAUUUAUUAAAAUCAUUGAAGUUUUGUUUAACUAUAAAAUUAUUUGUUAAGGUGCAAAAUUUAAAUUUUCAUAUUGAUUUCUUACAAGAAUCUUGUGUUCCAAACUAUAUGUAAUUAAAUAUUCUUUUAAUGGUAAUUACAAGAUUGUAAGUGAAUUCAUUAUGUUCAGUCAUUUGUGAAUGUCAUAUCAUAUCAUUAAUUUAUCAAUGAUGUCACUGCAUUUACAUGAUAAACAUUAUAGGUCUUAUUUGAAUACUUUAUUAACCUCACAUACAGUUUAAAUAAAUUGUGAUGUAAUGAAAUGUUUUACAUAUUAUAUAGCCUGUUUAUACAUAUUAAUUAUAUUACCAGAAAAUACCAAGGUUGUAAAACAUUAGGUUGUAAUUGUUAUAGGGCUCUAGUGCAAGGUUUUUGUCGUUCAGAUAAAUACUUUAUAAGCAUUCUAUGCCUGGAAAUUUUUGACAUAUAUUUUCCUAAUAUUGAUGAAUGAGAUUGAUGUUUUUCUUUUUGAGAGUAAAAGUAUUUAAAGAUAUAUAAUGAUUAGUUUAUUAACACAUGGAACAUUUUUAUUCUCAUUUUUUUAAAGGCAUUUGGACAUUUCAGCCAAAAUUUAAGUGGUAUUUAAUUAUCCAGUCGUAUUUUUUUAAUGUUAUUUCAAUCAUGCUCUGUAAUCUUUUGUACUAUUUUUGGUCAUUUGUUAACGGCAGCACAGGUGUAAGUGGUAGGUAAUGAUACAACAGUUUAUGUUCUGUAGUAGUGAUGUAAAUAUAUACACUUCUGUAAGUAUGUACAGAUAACUAGACUGUAAGGUACAGAUAUCAUUUCACUUGUACAGGUCAAAAAAUAAAAUUUGUUAUACUAUGA